Messenger RNA from Ostrinia furnacalis (Asian corn borer), 639 nucleotides. RefSeq names its product histone H1B-like. Gene Ontology annotation, molecular function: nucleosomal DNA binding; double-stranded DNA binding; structural constituent of chromatin. Gene Ontology annotation, cellular component: nucleus; nucleosome. Bases 1 to 639 code for a protein of 212 amino acids. The transcript has a single exon. The record is from RefSeq and is a predicted model, not a curated record. Lineage: Eukaryota; Metazoa; Arthropoda; Insecta; Lepidoptera; Crambidae. Gene Ontology annotation, biological process: negative regulation of DNA recombination; nucleosome assembly; chromosome condensation.
AUGAUUUGCGGGCGGGUGCGGGUGUCUCCUNCGAAGAAACCCAAGGCGACGGCGACCGGAGGAGCUAAGAAGCCGAAAGCGAAGCCCACCCACCCGAAGACGUCCGAGAUGGUGAACAACGCCAUCAAAGAGUUGAAGGAGCGCAGCGGUUCCUCGCUGCAGGCCAUCAAGAAGUACAUCGCGGCUCAGUACAAAGUGGACGCUGAAAAAUUGGCACCUUUCAUCAGGAAGUACCUGAAGAGCGCCGUCGAGUCCGGCGCUUUGAUCCAGACCAAGGGCAAGGGCGCUUCCGGUUCGUUCAAAUUGGAAUCCAAAUCUGCGGCAUCCAAGAAGCCGGCGGCGAGCAAGCCCGCCAAGGGCGCCGCCGCAGCGUCGGCCAAGUCCAAGAAGGUGACGGCCGCGUCGGCCGCCGGCAAGGCGAAGAAGGGCGCCGCCUCGAGCGCCGCAUCGUCGCCCUCGAAGGCGAAGCCCUCCGCCGCCACCAAGGACAAGAAGGCGGCCGCCGCGAAGAAGAAGCCCGCCGCCAAGAAACCCGCCGCCGCCGCCAAGGGUAAGGCCGCCGCUGCGCCGAAGGCCAAGAAGACCGCCAAACCGCCAACCANAAUAUCCCUACUUGUGUUACGGCCGAUACGGAUCUGA